Anopheles coluzzii is the source of this 1410-nucleotide messenger RNA. RefSeq names its product zinc finger and SCAN domain-containing protein 32-like. Gene Ontology annotation, biological process: regulation of transcription by RNA polymerase II. Gene Ontology annotation, molecular function: DNA-binding transcription factor activity, RNA polymerase II-specific; RNA polymerase II transcription regulatory region sequence-specific DNA binding; zinc ion binding. Bases 134 to 1261 code for a protein of 375 amino acids. NCBI's taxonomy places the organism in Eukaryota, Metazoa, Arthropoda, Insecta, Diptera, Culicidae. The transcript has 4 exons. The record is from RefSeq and is a predicted model, not a curated record. Gene Ontology annotation, cellular component: nucleus.
ACAGCAAGCUUUGAGUGACGUUUCUUCACAGCUGUUGGUGAUUGUUUACAAACAAUUUACCUAGAUGCGGGAGAUAUUUUAGUGAACUGUGGAGCUGUGCUGUCCUUGCUGUAUUAUUCCCUUUUACUGCAUCAUGGUGAAAAUAGAGCUUUGUAUUUCCAACAUUUGUCGGCUUUGUUUGGGCGAAGACGAAACAAUUCCCGCAUCGGACGUUAUGAAUUCUUCCCUUACUACGGAACUCAUAGAAAAGUUCACCGGCAUUCAGAUUGACCCUGCAGGAAAACUGGCAUACGCUAUUUGUUUGCGAUGUAAAGCUAACCUACAGCGUUCGGUUGAAUACCGCGACGCCUGCCUCAACAAUGACAUACUGUUUAGGCAAUUGUUUUUCUCAAAAUCCAAUUAUAGCAACGAUCACACCGAUGAGACCAAAUGCAGCGCCGAAACAAUAGCGUGGGAUUCUGAUGCGAUUGAAUUUAUUAAUCCAGCUACAGUAACCACACCACUUGCUGUAGAGGACGGUGAUCGAUCAUCCUUCGAACAGUCGAUCCCGGAAUUUGAACCAGAACAAGACGAAUGUUCCAAUCCAGAAUCUGUUGCCGUUUGCGAACUGGAAAACACCAAUGAGCCGAAAGAAUCUCCCCAAAAACCGGGCCAUAAGCGGGCAAAACAGAAACAGCUGUGUGUGUUAUGCGGCAAAACAGUCACCUACUUAGCACGACAUCUCAAUAGCCACACCAAGAACAGUACCUACAGUUGUCCCCAUUGCUCCCAGACGUUUACGGACCAUUCCAACCUAAUGCGUCAUAUACGAGCGGUGCAUCAGAAAAAAGUAAUCAUGUUCUGCACACCGUGUGACCGGGGUUUUACGAGUAAAAAUUCGUAUGAUGCUCAUAUGCGUGCGCAGCAUAGCGUAGGAGAGCCUUUGGAGUGUGAAAUUUGCUCGAAAACGUUCAAACAACUGAGCGGCUACAGGAAGCACAUUACUCUAUUUCACAAAAACGAACGGAACUUUGGCUGUACGGUUUGUGGAAAGCUGUUUAAGAGCAGACAAGCACUUCAGCACCAUGGCACGGUACACUCGUCGAGCCGGCCCUACGCGUGCGGAAUCUGUUCGAAACGAUUUAAAAGUCAAUUUGCCCGAUCUACCCACGAACUAGCACACAGUGGGAACAUUUUCCCGUGCUCGGUUUGCGAUAAAUCGUAUCGCUACAAGUCACUGCUUAGCCAGCACGUCAAAAAAGUACAUCCUGAGAAUUGUUAAAUCAUUUUCAUUAUUGUUUGUCUUUUACAUUCAACAUAAAUCGAACUGUAAUUGCGCAUUGCAGAGGAUUUUCUUUGAAAUUUAAAAAAUAAAUAAUGGAAUUAAAACCAUGCUGAUCUGCUAUGGCGCCUCUUUCCCGCCAAAACCAC